AUCAUGGCUGGAGCUCUCUCCUGCUGAUCUAUAUACAGUAUGUGCAUUUUCCCAGUGGUGUAGUGGAUGUCAUCUUCAGCUGCGAUUAGGGGAUAUUGUCACAUCCUUUUCGCUGUGGGUUUCUAAGCAAUAUCAGAUGCUGGAUCUUGUUUACCCGGAAGCGAUCGCUCGGUGCUGCAGAAGUCAUGUCUCACACAUUCUACAACAAAAUAUGGGUAGAAGCCCAACAAGAUCUGAUGCAGCUGCUCCAACAGGAGAAACCAGAUGCACCUCCCAAACCCGAGAAAGACCGCAUGGUGGUUGCCCAACAGCUUGGGACCUUGUAUAUCCGAUACCUACAGAUCUUCCGCAAUCUGGAGUUAGCACACGAUCAGAUAACGCAUCCACAGAAAAGAAGGGUGAUCAGACUGGUUCUGGACGGAGUCAUGGGACGGAUAUUAGAACUGAAGGAUGAGCUGGUGGAACUGGAGAUCUCAGAGUUUCACUACUUUGAUGACAUCUUGCAAGACCUGAAGCUGGGUCCUGAAAGCUUGGAAAUUCCAAUUCCAAAAUACUUCAUUAAGGAAAAAAUGAAAGUUCUAAAAGAUCGUGAACAAAUACUAUCCCAGAUAUUGGAACGAAGUGGAGCCAAAGAAACAGACAUGGUAAAACUAUUGAAGCCUAUGUCGCUAGAUGAGGCUGUUCGUGUGAUCCAGGUGUCUGAGAGGGCUCGGCAGGGGCGGCUGAGAGCCAAAUUCAUGAGGGAGAUCCAUCUAGAAGAGAAGAGAGAAAGGAUGGCCAAACUGCAGGGAGAGAAGGUCCUGGAUCCACAUCUGGCUGCACUGCGCAUCCAGAAGGUCUGGCUGGGCUAUAUCCAAAGGAAGAAAACCAAGCAGCAAAGAGAAGAGGAAAUGAUCUUCCUGGGCAUGGUGCCACCAGCACACUUCAACAAAAUAAGUAUGGCAGAGGUGAUAGCCAAAAAGACAGAAGCCCUCCGGUCCGAGUUACAAGAACAGUAUGAAGCUGAUUACCAGAAUUCCCUGGUACAAAUAAGAGACACUAUACGAGAGACAGAGGGACUAGAUAUUAAGGAAACGCUGCAAGACCAGAUUCGGCAAUGGUUCAUAGAAUGCAGGCAUGCCACCGGAAAGUUCCCCGAUUUCCCAGAUGAAGAGGAUGGUGGAUCAAAGGCUGUCUUUGCUCAGAAGACUCCAGAACAGGUUGCGGCAGAACUAGCAGCUAAAGAAGAGGCCAAAGACAAAAAAAAGAAGGAAAAGGGAAAAAAGGAGAAGGGGAAAAAGAAAACAAAGAAGGAAAAAGAUAAAGCUAAAGGAAAAAAGGGUAAAGGCAAGGAGGAGGAGGAAGAACCAGGUUGGAAAAUGAACCCAAGUCAAUUUCUGCCAGACGUAUCAUCGGCAACCAACACUUAUGAAGGUGUUUGGAAAAAUCGGAACGAGUCUUGGAAUCUCCAUCAGACCCAUGAUUCUGAGCUCAUCAAAGAAGAUAAGAGGAAGGAAGUAGAAGAAGAGAUAAGGAUACAGGUGGAUGAGCUGAUGAGACAAGAACUCCAAAACUUGAAACUGGCCGUAGACCGAGAUAAAAACAAAAAGAAAAAGGGGAAGAAAGGAGGGAAGAAAAAGAAAAAAGGGAAGAAAAGCGGAAAAAGAAAGAAAAAGAAGGAAAAGGACUUAACACCAGAUAGGACCAUUGACUCUCUGUAUGAGGAGUUGGUCACAGAAGGUCUUCUCGUCAAACCAAAGCCCGUGAAACUGUCAGAUUUUAUAGGUGAAUAUAGUUAUUUAGGCACUACUUUGCGCCAAGCUGACAUAGAACCAAUGCCAUCUCUUAGUGAUGUCAAACAGCUUCUCGUCCUGUACGGAGUCCUACCAUUAGGCUGUGAAUCAGUCCAUGAGAAAGCUCCUCAGGUGAAAGCCCUUCUUCUGGCAGGACCAGCCGGAGUGGGUAAAAAGAUGUUAGUGAAUGCCAUCUGCAAUGAAACCGGGGCAAACCUGUUUAACCUUUCACCAGCUAACAUUUCUGGGAAGUACCCGGGCAAAAGUGGACUGCAGAUGAUGCUGCAUAUGGUACUUAAGGUGGCCCGUCAGCUGCAGCCAUCCGUCAUCUGGAUCGAAGAUGCAGAAAAGAUGUUUUAUAAGAAGGUACCGAAAACAGAAAAACAGUUAGACCCUAAACGCUUGAAGAAGGAUCUCCCGAAAUUGCUAAAAUCCAUUAAGCCAGAAGAUCGAAUCCUUGUUGUAGGAACCAGUCAGCGACCAUUUGAUGCAGAAAUUAAACCUCUGACUAAAGUGUACAAGAAGAUAGUUUUGGUGCCCCGGCCAGAUUACGCAGCACGUCUGGUUCUUUGGAAACAGCUGAUCUCCCAACAAGCGGACAGCACAACAUCUCUGAAUUACAGCGCUUUGGCUAAGAUCACGGAUGGAUUUACCCCUGGUCACAUGGUGCAAGCGGUGGACACUGUGCUCAAUGAAAGAAGAAUAAGGCAGUUUUCCCAGAAACCACUAGCGGCAGCAGAAUUUCUGGGUUCCUUGUCCAGGCAAGAACCUGUGUAUAAAGAAGAGGAGGAGACUUUCAAGACUUGGUACUCUAAAACGCCACUCGGAAAGAAGAGGAGUAAAGCAAUGCCCAAUGCAGAGGAAGAGACAGGAAAAGACAAAGGGAAGAAGAAAGGAGCAAAGAAAGGGAAGAAGAAAUAGUUUCCAUAGUUCAUAUAUUUACACCAUCGUGCCUGUAUAUUUUAUUUGACAAUGAUUUCUAAUAAAUUUCCUCGGCAUACUUUCA
This is a messenger RNA of Bufo bufo (common toad), 2778 nucleotides long. It is a transcript of the gene DRC11, whose product is annotated as IQ motif containing with AAA domain 1. Lineage: Eukaryota; Metazoa; Chordata; Amphibia; Anura; Bufonidae. The coding region runs from base 186 to 2693 and encodes 835 amino acids. The record is from RefSeq and is a predicted model, not a curated record. Gene Ontology annotation, molecular function: protein binding; ATP binding; ATP hydrolysis activity. The transcript has 19 exons.